Messenger RNA from Nematostella vectensis (starlet sea anemone), 3702 nucleotides. Its product is annotated as zinc finger protein 879. The transcript has 3 exons. The coding region runs from base 106 to 2529 and encodes 807 amino acids. The record is from RefSeq and is a predicted model, not a curated record. NCBI's taxonomy places the organism in Eukaryota, Metazoa, Cnidaria, Anthozoa, Actiniaria, Edwardsiidae.
CCUUAGUCAAACAAAUCACGUCGACAGAGGAGAUACCGGCGGAGAAAACUUUUAGUCUUCCCCGCUAUAUUGGCCGACAAUUGAGCGCAUUGAAGAAUAUCUAAGAUGCUUGGUAGAGUUUAUAGAGUUACCAACGUGAGCAUUGUAACGCAAUCGCUGAGACUAAACAUCCUGUGUUGCAGUAUUAUGAGUGAGUCUCAAUGGUACAGUUAUCACUCCAAGGCAGGCGAACUGUUGUUCUACUAUAACCACUUCACGGAUGAGUAUAGAUGGGUCCAGGGGAGAUCUCAAACUCUCGAUAGUGGAAAUGAGGGCCCGCUUAUGCUAGACCGACUAACAAAAGUGAAAACAGAAAGUAUCGCACACAUUGAAAAAUACGACAAGAGGCCACGCAAUGAAGAAGAAGAGCGAGUCGUGGAUGUAACGAAACGCGACACGGAGGACUUGGGUACGGUAAAGUGCGAGGAACAGGAGGAAGUGCAGAUAAUGAACGAGGUGGGAGAGGAAGAGGAUGACGAUGUCAUUUUUGAGGAGGCGGAGAAAGAGGAGGUUGGGGUGGAAGAUAAGGAAGAGGUGAAAAAGGAGGGAGGAGAAAGAGAUGGGGAGGUGUUAGUGAUGGGAUACGAGGAUGAGGAAAAAGUAAACGAUUUAGUGAUUGAAGAGGUGAAGGACGAGAAGGAGGAAGACGACGACGAUGAGGAUGAUGUUUUGUUAGGAAAGGAGGAGGAGAGAGAGGUAACUGAUGAUUAUAUGCAUUGCACACAAGUGACAAGCUCACCAGGAUGUUACAUCAAGGAGGAGACAAACUUGUGGGAAAAACUUGCUUCUGGUAGCCCUCUCAAUGAUUGUAUUCAACAAAUCAAAAAAGAACAGGCGGGAGAUAUAUCAAAGAGCCAGGAUGGUACAGGCUGUAGAGUUAAGGUGGAAAAAGAUCUAGAAAAUAACACUAUACGAGAGCAUGGAGAAUUAACAGCGAGAAAGGAAGAGAGAGCAAUAUGGCCAGAGACUGACAUGGAAAAUUGCGAAGAGGCUGCUCAGAGCUCCAGACAACAAGAAGGAAAUGAAAGCAAGAGGUCAGACAUUGUGGCAAAGAAGAGAAAGGUCAUACCGGCUAAUAGGGACAGUUCAAAGAAGCAAGUGAAAAAGAAGAGAAAGGCAAACAGUACUGCAAUAACUGAGGAAAAGAAGGAUACAACUAAGGACUUAGAUUCCAAACAGUUAAACACUGGCGAGAAAAAUAUUAGGGCUAUUAGGGAUUUAGAAAAUAAAGAGAUUAGUACAGAGAAAAGGAGGAAAGCUAGGCGUAAGAAGUUUGAAAGUUCUGGCGAUUCAAAGCAAAGAUUCCAGUGCAGCUAUUGCAGCAAGCAGUUUGGAAGAAUGGAACACUUGCAAGCACAUGAGAGGACUCACACAGGAGAGAAGCCAUAUAUCUGCCAUUACUGUGGCAAGGCAUUCGCUCAGACCUCCAACCUCGCCCGACAUACAAGGUCCCACACAAAUGAGAAACCAUAUGAAUGCAGAUACUGUGACAAGCAGUUUGCAGAUUUUUCUUCCUGCAAGAGACAUGAAUGGCAACAUACCGGUGAGAAACCUUACUCAUGUAAGAUAUGCGGUAAGGGGUUUACAAAUCCUGGCAAUGUUACUAGCCACAUGAAACAGCAUUCUGAUGAGAAGGGGUACAAGUGUGUGGAGUGCGGGAGAGCAUUUAAACUGUCUACAACCUUGAAGACACACAUGUGGGUCCAUAAGGAGAAAAAGCCCUUGGAAUGCACAGAGUGCGAUAAAUCCUUUGUCCAGGAGUCUGCUCUUAGAGUACAUAUGAUGAGACAUGAUGGUGUCAAACCCUUUUCUUGCCCUCUGUGCACCCAGAGAUUCGUAAACCAGUCAGCACUGAAUGUUCACCAGAAAGUGCAUAGCGAGGAAAGGCCAUACAAAUGUGAGGUCUGCAUGAAGGCUUUCAAGUGCUCAACACAUUUGAUUCGCCACGGUAAGAUCCAUGUAGGGAAUAAGCCCUUUAAAUGCAAUGAUUGCGAUGCAGCAUUUUUUGCAGCACAUGAAUUGAAGAAGCACAGCAGACGGCAUACAGGGGAAAAGCCUUAUGCAUGUGUGAACUGUAACAAGGCAUUUAGUUCUUCUUCCUCGCUGAGUCUUCACAUGAAGCGACAUGCUGGAGACACACCCCACAAAUGUGAUAUCUGUGGCAAAGGAUUUGUGAACAAGGGGGCACUAAAGCUUCACAUCGUAGGAGUUCACACGGAUAAAAAACCUCAUCAAUGUCAACUCUGUGGAAAACCUUUCUUACACAGUUGCUCUUUGGAAGUUCACAUGAGGAGUCAUACAGGAGAGAAGGAGUUCAUCUGCAAGAUCUGUGGCAAGGCGUCAACUACAAGGGAUGCCCUCAAAAGGCAUUUGCGCAUUCAUACAGGUGAAAGACCUUAUAAGUGCAAGAUCUGCAAAAGGGCAUUUGGGGAUGCAAGUUCGAGGAACAAACACGAGAAGAGACACUCUAGUUCUGGUGUGAGUCAGUAGCCUUGUGUUCACAUUAUAGGAACUCUAGUUAUGGUGUAAGUCAGGAACCUUGUGUUCACAUUAUAGGAACGCUAGACACUCUAGUUCUGGUGUAAGUCAGUAGCCUUGUGUUCACAUUAUAGGAACGCUAGACACUCUAGUUCUGGUGUAAGUCAGUAGCCUUGUGUUCACAUUAUAGGAACGCUAGACACUCUAGUUCUGGUGUGAGUCAGUAGCCUUGUGUUCACAUUAUAGGGACUCUAGUUAUGGUGUAAGUCAGUAGCCUUGUGUUCACAUUAUAGGAACGCUAGACACUCUAGUUCUGGUGUGAGUCAGUAGCCUUGUGUUCACAUUAUAGGAACUCUAGACACUCUAGUUCUGGUGUAAGUCAGUAGCCUUGUGUUCACAUUAUAGGAACUCUAGACACUCUAGUUCUGGUGUAAGUCAGUAGCCUUGUGUUCACAUUAUAGGAACGCUAGACACUCUAGUUCUGGUGUAAGUCAGUAGCCUUGUGUUCACAUUAUAGGAACGCUAGACACUCUAGUUCUGGUGUAAGUCAGUAGCCUUGUGUUCACAUUAUAGGGACUAUAGACACUCUAGUUCUGGUGUGAGUCAGGAACCUUGUGUUCACAUUAUAGGGACUCUAUCAAAGUAGGAGCACUGGAUAUUUUUCUCUGGCUUUAUGCAGUAAAAGAAUUUUUUACCAAGCCUCAACAGGAAAUCUGACAAUGUAUGAAUCGUCCCCACCACAUUUUUAGUGAUACUGUUUCAUGUGAUUCAGCAGGAAUACAUUAUAUUUUUAAACAUGGACACUCCAUUUUGAUGAUUUCCAAAAGAAAUCUUUAUCGUUUUUAUAAUUACAUUAGAGUUUCUUACCUUGUCUCUGCCUUUUUUCCCUUUCACUGAUUUGGUUAGUUUUAGCCGCUCAAGUUCCAUGACAAGAUCACGUUCUAAAAAGAUUUAAUCAAUAAGAUGAUUGCACUCAAUAAUAUUUUCUUUUUAUAUGUUUAGUUCAAAAAUGAAAAUGAAAUUAAAUAUUUUUUCUACUAUCAAAUCUGAUUUACAAAUAUUAUAUUAUAUUAUAUUAUAUUUGAGAAGUGACCAAUAAUAGAACAUUGUACUGUAUACUGAGAUUUUUUGUAUAAUUACAAAGUACAACCAUAAUGAAAGCGAAUAAAAAACAAUUUUACCAUU